Molecule: messenger RNA, 408 nt
Organism: Venustampulla echinocandica
Lineage: Eukaryota; Fungi; Ascomycota; Leotiomycetes; Helotiales; Pleuroascaceae
Exons: 2
Coding region: 1-408 (135 amino acids)
Source: RefSeq, a predicted model, not a curated record
AUGAGGCUCUCUCUCCUAGCAAUUGCCGCCGGAUUGGCGCAUCUUGUCUCCUCCCAGGUUGAGAACUUGCCGGAGUGUGCUAGAACCUGUGUCACUCAGUUUACCACCGGAGGUAACAUUGGCGGGUGCCAAUCUCUCGAUGCUGCCUGCAUAUGUUCCAGCGCCGGCUUUCUGAGCGGAAUCGCAUGUUGUUUGGCAGGGAAAUGUAACGACGCCGACCAAGCGGCUGCUGUCACCUUUGCUCAGACAUUUUGCAAGGCAUCUGGUGUCACCAACCUUCCCUCCGCUGUUACGUGCGCAUCAACUUCAACGACCCCCAGCGCAACGGCGAAGUCAGGGGCACAAAGACUGGCAGGCAUUGGCGCUGGGCUAUAUGGGGGUCUGGCAGCAGGAGUCGUGCUUUUGUAA